AUGUUUUUGAAUAACGAAGAGUAUUACCAGGCUGACAUUUGUAUGGCAAACUACACAGAUGAAUUCACACGGUGUGGCAAUCAGGUUAUGCAAGACAAUUAAGGAAACCAAAGAAAUUCACAAGAUCAGGACAAUGGAACAGAACAGGAAAAGAAUAAAACUGAAGUAGAGAAAGAAACCAGCUCGGUUCUAGCAAGUGCACGCGGUGGAAUCCCAUAGGAGCGCUGGAAGGUUGUCAAAGAGCAAAGCGUGUUGUUUCUCUUGUUUAAAGCGAAGAAAAGGUCACCGUUGAUUAUGCAGUGAUCACACAACAGAAGAAAAUAUUGGCUGUAGAAAUUAACUGCGGUUGAGAAAUCAGACUUGAUUUAACCAGAACGACUACAACCUACACAUUUUCGUUUUAUUAGUUUUCUUAUAAAUGUUUGGUGAAUCACAGGUAAAAAGUGUUGAGCAUUUGCUGUAGUGAGAGGUAAUUGUAAUUCUUUAGGAAAUCACACUAGUUUUCAGCAGUGCGGGCCAUACACAAUUCUGUCUAUAUGAUGACGUCAUCAAGAUAGCGUCCUGGCACAAUUCUCGAGAACUUAUACCCACCCUAAAAUUUUGUCCCAGUAUUUUUGUCUACAGCUGUUUGGUCCCUUGAAUCCCAGUUUUUCUGAAAGAGGACAGACAGAGCUUCCAUUCAAAGCAAUCAGAAAUGGCGUCGGUUGAAAUGUGCUGAAGAAAUCUGCAUUCAAAGUCAAACUGUUGCACCUAAAUUGAGCUCAGAAAGGCUCACAUGCUACAAGGAAAAAGGAAAUUUGAGGUAGGGAAGAUUUUUUUAGCCAAAAAAAAAUACUGUGGUAUUCUUUGAUGAUUGGGCGUCAAACAUAUCAAAGCAGAAUUCAAGUGUACGGCGGUUUAGUUCAAGUACAUGGCAGUUGAAGUGCGACUCUUAGUAUUGCCCUUUACCACCAUUGCUUGUUAAAGGGUAAUUGCUUCUGCUAUUCUAAAGGUUCUAUUUUGCUCUUCUUUUCAGUUGGUGGAUAGUCGUAUUAUAUUCGUUUUAGGCCUUGAUUUUUCGUCUCUAUACAUGCAAAAGAAGAAUUACAAGUCAGCUGUUUAGAAAGAAUGACGUCGUUUGAAUGUGGCGAGGAAAGCCUCUUUUCAAGUUAUUGGUUGUAUCUUGAUGACAUGCUGUGACACGAAUGAGAAGUUAAGGUUACUUAAGAUGCUUUUGUGACCAGGUUUAAAGACGUGACAUGGAAAUAGGCUUUAGACUUGUUUAUUGGGCAGUGAAUUAUUUAGCAUUAAGAUACAUACAUAAGGUUUCAUAGAUGCAUUUUCCUUUUUGUCACACUACCACUCCUUACAUCAAAAUCACAAGAAUUAUAUUCCCUGUAUUGAUAGAUUCCUUAUAUUCAUUAUAGAAUGAAAAGCAUUAAAUCCCAAACCAUGAAAGGUAACUUAAUGUUUUCUUUUUAUUGUAUUUUCAAAAGGUGUGCAAGUGGCACUCCCUUCUGGAAAGCAAAUGACAUGAAGGGCUAUAUUAUUAAAUGGCACAUUUGAUCUGCCAGCAUGGUGCUUAGUGACUGUGGCCUGUGUGAGGAACCAGGAGAGACUGCAAGAUCGGGCAAUGGUUUUUCUCAUGUUUACUGUAUGUCUCAUGAGAGCCAAAACCACGAGUGGCCAUGCAAAAGUGCGUACCAGAGUCCACUAAUGAUAAUUGCUCAGAGAUCCAUCAUCAGUGCCUCUACAGUACGAGACAGUAUUUAAAUAAGCACAUCCUUGAUUAAGCAGUAGAGCUGAAUCUUUUAGUUAAGUUGCAAGAUGUUUUUUACUCUUUCUGAUGUUAAAUGGUAACAGUUUUUAUCAUUAUUGUAGGUCCAAGGUGUGAAAGGAGUAGCAAUGUUAAGCUACCUUCCAAAUUUUAACAUCAUCAAUGGCAUACCCGUUGAUUACAUGCAUGGUGUACUGCUCGGUGUGACAAAGUCUCUUUUAAACUUUUGGUUCUGUUCCAAGUACAGUCAAGAUGAGUGGUACUGUGGCAAUAGAGUUUCUGACAUUGACAAAAUGCUGAUGAAAAUAAAGCUCCGAAAUAACAUCACAAGGACGCCUAGGAGCAUUGAGCACCAUAGAAAAUAUUGGAAAGGUAUAUUGAUUUAAUAAGAAAUACAACUGUUAAAUAGUCCAAAUGAAAAUUAUUAUUCCUUACUCUACAAAAAUGUACUGUUUGUGUAAUGCUUAACUAAAAAGCUUUCUUGUUUAUUAUUCAGCAGCCUCUGAAUUACGAUCAUGGUUGUUCCAUUACUCAGUUCCAAUAAUGUCUAAUUUCCUGAAGUUCUGUUACCUCCACCACUUCAUGUUAUUGGUGAAGGGAGUAUACAAUCUUUGCAAGGACUCCGUUUGUGUGGGAGACAUAAAAGAGUCAUCUGUUCUUUUGAAGACAUUUGUCUACUAAAAGGACAAGUUCUAUGGUGAGGGCAUGAAAGAUGUUGAUACAGAGGAGGGGGAGUAGCUGGUUAUGUCAAUGUACGAUUCUUUAUUUAGUGACAGCAGAAAGUAAAAUCCAUCAAAACUAUAUGAUGUACUUGUAACGAACACAAUAAUUAAUAUAUUCAGAUAAUUUUCUUUAUAGCCAUUGAAUAAGGAUAAGAAUGAUAGAAGACAUCAAGUCAACACUGUCUAUUUCUGCUGCUCUUGUUGUAGGAAUCACCUGCCCCAGUGUGUCAUCUGGGAUGGACCUCUGGGCAUUUUCCCGUUUCUCAUAUGAAGAUGCCAAUGGGAAACUGAGGAAACUAUUCCAUCGCACUCAGCAUGUUGAGAUGCAGGUAGAUCAUGCAUUUUUUUCUCUUACAGAAAUGUGUAACUGACUGCUUUGGGGGAUGUUUAUACCCUUUGAUUGUUUCUUCAUUACAGGCUAGCCAUUUGGGAAGGAAUUUGGGUCCUAAACAGCUAGGUGUUUUUGCUAGAAAAUGUUAACAAUAAAAUGUUAUUAGUACUAUAUUAUGAAAAAAUGAUUGGCAUUAAAAUGACUUGGUAGUGACAAAUGAUUGAAACUGUUUACUUAAGCAUAACCUUACAGGAAACGGCGUUCCUUGUUGUCCCUUUUCAAGGGUAAAAUGAGAAUAAAAAAAAUAAAGUUAACCUUUUUUCUGUUUGUAUUCAAAGAUUGUUGCUGCUGCGUCACUCACAACCAAGCGACCCACAUUAGCCAACAGAGUUCCUGAGAAUUCACGAGCCCAAUCAGUUUACAGGAGACUGAGAAACACUUGUCCAUUGUCAAUG
This is a messenger RNA of Porites evermanni, 3264 nucleotides long. NCBI's taxonomy places the organism in Eukaryota, Metazoa, Cnidaria, Anthozoa, Scleractinia, Poritidae. The record is from the annotation of a GenBank genome assembly.